GUGACAGGGUGUUCAAUCACAGACGCACCACUGUCCCACUCACUCUCCCACUCACUCUCUUUUACACACACACACACACACACACACUCACACACACACACACUCACACUCACACACACGCCUGCUCACGUCCAUACACACGCCCACUCUGUUUAUCACUCCCAGGGUAGCUGCAGUAGCCGGUGGUCACACAGAAAGAGUUGAGCACUGACAUGCAAGCUGAUUUGUCCUUCUUUUUUGUUUUGCCUCGGCUUAGCGGGUUCUUUCUUUUCUUUCUUUUUUCAUAUUUCUUUCCUCCCCCCCCCCGUGACUCAUUCCACACCAACCCGGCGUGAAGCAUCAGCACAUCUUGUUCGUAGCGGCUGUCAAGGAUAAGGAAUAGAGGCCAGGAGAGGAGACGUGGUGCUGAGAUAUUACUGCGUCCUGGAGGCUUGACUGUUUAUUUCUCACAACCUGAAGCCAGCCAGAGCCUCCAGCCGCCAGGGUCUGCAGGAAACCAAUCUGGAAGCUACUCUCUUUAAGGAGCUCAUCACUUGGACUUGCCCUUUGCAGCGUUUUCAACUAGUUGCAAAGUCUCCUUUGGGAUUUUCUUCCAGGGCCAGUGAACUUGUAAGGAUCCAGUCUGAGUGAAGUUUUGUUUUUGUUUUUUUGGGGGAUAUUUUCCCUUCUUUUUCUUCUUGAGAUGAUGCUGGACACAAAUCCGUGCCUGCGCAUUAGUCCUUCCUCAUUCGGGACCCGUCCAAUCACCAGCGCCAUGGAGAAGCAAGCCAGGCGAUUGGACUACAAGCGACGUGCCUGUCAGAGUUUGAGGGAAGUUCUCCAGCUCAAGCUACAGCAGAGACGGACUCGGGAGGAGCUGGUGAGCCAGGGGAUCAUGCCACCACUGAAAAGUCCAGCUGCCUUCCACGAACAGAGACGGAGUCUAGAGCGCGCUCGGACUGAAGACUACCUGAAGAGGAAGAUUCGCAGCCGGCCAGAGAGGGCGGAGUUGGUCAGGAUGCACAUUCUGGAAGAGACAUCAGCCGAACCGUCUCUCCAGGCCAAACAGCUGCAGUUGAAGCGGGCACGUCUGGCUGACGACCUGAAUGACAAGAUCUCCCACCGGCCUGGACCCAUGGAGCUCAUCCACAAGAACAUCCUGCCUGUGCACAGCAGCCUCAAGCAGGUCCUCAUAGAGACGGAGUUCUCCAGGGUCAUAGGUGAAAGCUCCUCUUUCGAUGAAGACAGCAGUGAUGCACUUUCUCCAGACCAACCAGUCAAUCAGGACUCUCCGCUUGGCAGUGUCCCUCUGCCCUCUCCUCCAGACGUUCUGGCCAGUCACAACGUCUCCCCAACUGAGUUUCUAUUGCAGGUCCCUCCCCCUCCCCCUCCGCUCCCCAUCAUCUCUGGCCACUCCCCUUCUCAGAAGCUGACCAAUGGGACAGCAGCUCAAAGGCCCUCUUCAGGACUUGUGAAGCCUCCUCAGGCCAAACCCACCUCGGACCGUCCCCCGCAGCGGCCCAAGAAGCCCAAGGACAGCAAGCCCAAGGUGAAGAAGCUCAAGUACCACCAGUACAUCCCGCCGGACCAGAAGGCGGAGCGCGAGCCGCCGCCCCAGCUGGACUCCACCUACGCCAAGAUCCUGCACCAGCAGCAGCUCUUCCUGCAGCUGCAGAUCAUCAGCCAGCAGCAGCAGCACUACAACUACCACACCAUCCUGCCCGCGCCGCCCAAGCCCCCAGCCGAGCAGCUGCCUUCGGCAGCCACAAUCACCACCUCCACCAACACCGGUCCCUCUCCAUCAAGAACUGUCCCUCCCACCACAUCCAACUCCUCCAAUCAGAGUGGGUCCAACCGGCAGGCCAGCCAAUCGGCAGCAGGGGCCAAACCUGGAUGCCUCCCCCCUAACCUGGAUGAGUUCAAGGUGGCCGAGCUGAAGCAGGAGCUCAAGCUGCGCGGCCUGCCCGUCUCGGGCACCAAGAACGACCUGAUCGAGCGGCUGCGUAACUACCAGGAGCAGCACGGAGGGGGCCUGGCCUCCACCGCGUCCAUCUCGGGGCCCGGCGGCCUCAAAUCCCAACUGCACUUCCAGCAGCCCGCGGUGCCACAGCAGGUCUGCGCCUCCUCGCCCGUCCUCGCCACUGCUGGUGGCGCCCACAUGCUGCACCCGUCGGGCGACGGCAGCGGCGUGGUCCUGGCCACAUUCCCGUUUGUGACGGCAGCGGUGGCCGGUACCGGGCAGGGCUCCGUGCAGCAGCAGCACCACCAGGUCAUGCACUUUGGAAGCACCAGCUCGUCCCCGCCUGUGUCCCCCGCCCCCUCAGAACGCUCGCUGGCCGGCAUGAGCCCGGACGAGGCCAGCUGUAACGGAGACGCGUUCGGAGAGAUGGUGAGCUCUCCUCUCACCCAGCUCACUCUGCAGCCGUCUCCGCCCCAGCACCAGGUGAAGGAGGAGGCGUCCAUGGCGGGCCCCGCGCCCUGCCGCUUCUCCCAGCAGGCCAAGCAGCGAGCGCAGCCUCAUCGCCACCCACUGCUGGACAAGGACCGCAUGCUGCUGGAGAAGGACAAGCAGAUCGAGGAGCUGACGCGCAUGCUGCUGCAGAAGCAGCGGCUGGUGGAGACCCUGCGCCUGCAGCUGGAAAUGGGCAAGCAGGCGGGCACCGCGACAGCAACGACAGCAACGACCAACGAGACCUCCCAGCUUGUGGGAGGUACCGUGCGGGUGAAGGAAGAGCCCCCUGACGUGCCCACCUACCACUGCCUCUCGCCCGUGGACGCCAUCCGCGUCACUAUCAAAGAGGAGGAGGAGGAGGACACCAUCACGGAGGAGCAGAGACGAGAGGAGAUGGACGUCAUGGCUGAGAACAGCAACGGCGGCGGUGACUUUUUCCAGAUGUCGCCGGAGCAGCGCGAGGCGUCUGCGCAGCAGCAGCGCGAUGCCGUGCAGGCGCAGCUGGAGCUGCUGAGGCUGCAGCAGGUGCAGAAGCUGAAGCUCAAGCAGCUGCAGAUGGCCCAGCAGCAGCAACAGCAGCAGACGCAGCAGCAGCAGCAGAAGAUAGUGCUGCAGCACAACCAGACCAACCUGCAGAAGAGGGCCCAGCAGAGGAAGAGGAAGCCUCAGAAGCUGCAGCAGCACACCCUCAUUCAGCAGCAGCAGCAGCAGCAGCAGCAACAACAACAACAACAACAACAACAACAACAAGAACAACAAGAACAACAGCAGCAGCAGACUCAGUUGUCCUCACAACAGAUUUCUCAGGUGUUUAUAAAUCAGCAGGCAGUCUCCACCUCCUCCUUUCCACUGGAUAUCCUCAAAAAUCAUCCCGCCCCGACCCUGGUGAAAGACAGCAACGGCAACCACUUCCUGAUAUCGUUGACCAAUCACAACAUAGAGAGCCAAGGGAACGAUUCCACUCAAGGCAAAAUAGCCAAUGAGAUCACGUUGCAGAGGUUACAAUCUAUGCCUGCCAAGCUUCCCAGCCAGUCAUCACAGGAAACAUCCCACAGUACCUCCCAAUCAAAGAAGUCUAGUCGAACAGGCGCUCAGAACCAGCCAACCAGAAAGGGACUCAAGACAGGAAUACAGGUGUCAACCAAUCAGGCGCCAGGGGCCACAACACCCAUGUCUGCUCCACCCAAUCUGCAGCCGUUCUUCCCCAGCACUGACUCCACCCCGUCUCCAAACCCCACCCCCUCACCUCCCGUCCACAUGGAGAACGGCUCCACUCAGCAGAUGGAUGACCUGUUUGACAUCCUAAUUCAGAGUGGAGAAAUCUCUGCCAACUUUAAGCCAGACCCAGACCCCGCCCUGGCCAGACUAAAGGUCGACAGCCCCUCUCCUUCCUCCCCAGACCACACCCACAUCCAGCUGUCUCCUGCCACCCCUCAGACGCCCGACACGCCCCCUCCCAUCCACGACGCCCUCAGCUCGGACGUCCCCGUAGGCAGCCCGGAGCACGGGGGUGGUGGUGGCCGCAGCGAGUCGUCGGCGGCGGAUGGACGCCUGGAGGACUUCCUAGAGUCCAGCACAGGCACGCCGCUGCUGGGCGCCGAGCCCGGCGGUCCACUGACGCUCAUCGACGAGCUGCACAGCCAGAUGCUCAGCACGUCCAGCAUUCUGGACCACCAGCCCUCGCCCAUGGACACCUUCGAGCUGGGCUACAGUGCGCCCGCCACUGGCCUGGACUUCGCCGACGCCGCUCUGGACACCAUGGACUGGCUGGACAUCACCAUGGGCAGUAGUGGUGGCAACAGCGGGAGUGGAGGAGGGGACACUAGCCCGGCUCACGUCACGAGUCUGCCCGUGGCGCCACCCGGACCGCCCGUGCCCACCAGCAUCUUCUCGGCGGACUUCCUGGACACUUCGGACCUGCAGCUGCACUGGGACUCCUGCUUAUAGUAGACUGUGUCCCUCGAGAUGGACGGACACAGACGGACACUACGCGCUUUCACAUGCACAGCACUCGCUCUUAUGCAAACUCACACACCCCGCCCACGCACACGCUUGUACAGACGCACUUGUCUCCCUCCUCCCUCAACCUUCAAUCAGCUUCAGAUGUCAGUGUAGUUUUAGAGGCAUCUCCAACUUUGAAUGUCAGACACUUGCUGUUGUGUUACAAAAUGGCUUCUCAAACUAGUGUUCGUGGUAUCACAGUUCACAGUAAGCUGAGGGAUCACUGUCUGUAUUGAUACCUCGCAAAUGCCAAAACUCGAGCACUAAAUUUCUUUCUACGGAAUAAAAGUGUUUUUAUUUUUGCUAUAUCAAUUUGAAUGUGAAACGUUCAGCUUCAAGAACAUCCUGAGUUCUCCUAACCUGCAUCGUGUAUAAAUGAAGUGCUCAUCUUGAUAAGUGCCAUAUGCUGUAAGACAAAAAAAAACAACAUCCAUUUUAAAAUGGGUUUUAUAGCUAGCAUUAGCAUCUUUGUUAGCAUUACCUGUAGUGAAUGUGUAAAAGGCAGAGACUCAGGUGUAACAGUCCCAUGAUCACACCACAGCCUGUGCAGGAGGACUGCUGAAUGAGGUCAGGUAACUGAAGGGGGUGGUCCCCACAAUCUUUUUAUUUUUAGGAUUUAUGGAAAAUGUGUUUCUUGCUAUAUCAUGUAUAUAUGGGUAAGCGAUUACGUUUUAAUUGAGUUUGUAUUGGCUUUGUAUUGUUUCAUUGAUUUUGUUUUUUAAUUUUUAAUAUGUAGUUACACUUACAGUGAGAAGCACUUCACCUUGACUCAUAGAGAAUUAACCAUAGAAACAGAGGUUCUCUUGAGUCUUUGUUAGCCAACAGUGCUGUGCAUCACUUUGGUGAAACCUGCUGAAUGGUGUGAUUCUGGAACCUUCUCUUUGCUCAGCCUCAUUUUACUCUAAUAAGCACUGUCAACACAGGACUCCAUGUCUCCUUACUAAGACAAUAGUUGUCAUCCAUUCUCGCAUAAUACUUAUCAUCAUACUUUUUUAUGCCUUAAGAUCCUAUGACAAUAUGGCGUGUCCAACGAAGUGAGAUUCCCUGUGAGCUUGCCAAUGUCAACUCUGUGUCGAAACUUGACAGCACCUGCAGCUUCUGUCGACUCAGCAGGUGUGAAACAUCACAGAACGUGUCUGUUUGACACCUUAGCAGUCAAUGACUUCGCCACACUCUUCACUUUUAAUCUUAGGUAUCAAGAAGCAUCAAGAGACAUACUUGUCUUAAGAUUUGUAAAAAAAAAUAAUUCUGUAUGUACUGUAUGUAUCCGACAGCUAUAGACAAUGUAAUGUCUUUGAUAGGGACACUUCAAAGCGUUUUUUAGCAGUGUUUGUCGUUGCACGGUGCCACACAGUAAGUUCUUGCUAGGGAGAGACUGAUCGAGGCAGCUGAUUAUGGCAGCUCUGCAAACAGAGGUCAAGGUAACUGCUGUUCUCGCCAGGGUUCUGGAAGGAUCUGCGGAUGAGUGUUCUAACAGCUGUCCAACUCAGUCGGACUCCCGAGCAUCUCCUAGCGCACUUCCAGCAUGCACAGCUUCCUUUGUUCAUUAUCACACACACACACACAGACUCACACUCACACACAUGCACUCACACCCACAUACACAGACUGAACAGCACCACUUGCAUGUAUUUCAAAAUGUUUUUGAAGGGGAAAUUUGAGUGAGUUGUAUUAUUUUUGAAUGUGUGUGUGUGUGUGAGCAAGAGAGUGUAUGUGUGUGUGUUUGUGUCUUUGAAGGGGACAGGAUCAUGGUAUAAUUUUUUCUUUGACUUUGCACUUAAAAUUGGUGGCGCAGGUGCCUUUUCAAGCCCCCACCCCACCCUUCUAUUGGACUAUUAGUUUGGAAGGGUCACCAUGACACGAUAUGCUUCCUUCUCAUUGGCUGUACAGGACAUUUGUGGGUGGGGCUUAUGGCUGAGGGUGGGACUGCUGUCUGGGGGCUUCACAUGCACUGAGACAUUAGUUGAAUUGUUUUCUCUGUCGUCUGCUUUCUUUUAUUUUUUAGAAAAGACAAAAAAAGACACUUGAAAAUAAAAUGUUGAUACAA
Molecule: messenger RNA, 6479 nt
Organism: Alosa sapidissima (American shad)
Lineage: Eukaryota; Metazoa; Chordata; Actinopteri; Clupeiformes; Clupeidae
Gene: mrtfaa
Product: myocardin related transcription factor Aa
Exons: 16
Coding region: 683-4378 (1231 amino acids)
Biological process (GO): smooth muscle cell differentiation
Source: RefSeq, a predicted model, not a curated record